Molecule: messenger RNA, 2987 nt
Organism: Caenorhabditis sp. 36 PRJEB53466
Lineage: Eukaryota; Metazoa; Nematoda; Chromadorea; Rhabditida; Rhabditidae
Source: the annotation of a GenBank genome assembly
AUGUCAGGACCAGCAGCAGGAGAGGAGGGCGGCGGAAGCGACAAGAAAGAUGAAUUGGUGUUCAACGUCGGCGACACGUAAGACCCUCCGUUUUUCUGGCAUUUUUCAGAGCUGGUCAUUCGCCGGCUGCGUCUUUUCUGCUGUCUGUGUUUCUGGCCCACUUCCAGUUGUCCAUUGGGCCCAAAUGGAACAUGCUCAUCGAGCGAUAAAUUGAAACGCAUUGUCCAAGCAUUGUUUGGUUCCGAUCGCGAUCGGUACAAAACAAUGCUUGUCACUGUCUCCCCAACAACUAAUGCUAAAUUGAGCGCCGCGUUAAAACGGAGUGUCGUUGAAAACAAAAGUAGGUCUGAAAUUUCUGGAUUUUUUUCCGAAAACCCGAAAUUUCAUCCGAAAAUGAGAAAAAUGAAGUAAAACAGGGAAUUUCAGGAUUGUUAAUGACAGCUGUGACCUUAAAUUAGCGUUUUGCCCACAAGAAAGCGCGCAUUAUUACACUUUUCUGUGAAUUUCAGUCCGGAUCGAAAAUUCUUAGUCAUUUUUGCAUUUUAUGGGCCAUCUAUGUGCUCAAAAUAACCGCCUUUGUCUGCUGAACAAUCGAGAGGCAACUGUCUUUUUAUUCUGUCAACUGUUUUCUCAAAACUUCCGAAAGUUCGUUUUUUCAAGCCAAAUUUAAAAAACGAAAUUACUCUUCGAAUUUUCACUUUUACACGCGCACUCUGUGAUCUUUUUGUAGCUAUCGGUCAUAUGAACAAACGUGAGGUAAAAGUUUUGAAGGAAAAGUGUGCAUAAUCCCAAAAACUCGGGAAAACAUCAUUUUCAGUUGAAAACCCGUCUCCCGUAAAUCGACACUGAGAGCCGCACGCAAAAAAGCGCGCGAAAAUUUUUUUCGCCGAAGGGGAGACAGUUAACUGGAAGUGGGCCAAAAACACAAAAUGGCCACACUUUUCCGAGAAAAGUGUUCUUGAAAGUUGUUAAAAGAAACACAAAAGAUUCCUGUUUUCAGAAUCCACGGUUACAAAAUUGUCAAAAAAAUCGAUGAAGGCGGUUUCGGUCAAGUGUUCAAAGUGACCGACAAAAAGCAAGAUGUUUUCGCAAUGAAAGUCGAGCCGAGCGCUCAGGAGGGCGGCUCCGCCAUCAAGUUGGAGGUGAUUUUUUUGGAUUUUUGUUUCAUUUUUCUCACAAAACUUGCAAACGCCACUAAAAAUCAUCGUUCCAGGUGCAUGUUCUGCAAAACUUGCCCACAGACAGUGUGUUCCCUCGAAUGGUGCUCGGCGGUCGCAAGCGACUCUUUCAUUAUAUGGUGCUCGAGUUGCUCGGCGACAAUCUGCGGACCCUGAAAGCACGUAGUACGAACCCGGAGGUCUGGUCCGACGGAACGUGGUCCCGCGUCGGCAUCCAGUGCCUUUACGCGUUAGUUUUCCCUUUUUUUUGCAAAAAAUCACGGAUUUUUGAAUGACUUGCAAAAAAAUGUUGUUUGCAGUCUGAAAGUGAUGCACAAUUACGGUUUCGUGCACCGCGACGUAAAGCCGAACAACUUUGCGAUCGGCAUCAACACGGCCACAGAGAUCCGCAACCGUCGUAUCAUGCUCUUUGAUUUCGGACUCGCUCGACGGUACUUUUCGCUUUUUUCUCUCAUUCUUUCCCCAUUUUUUUCAGAUUCGUGAAGCAAGUGCCUGUUGCGCCGGCGAAACGACUUCCAUCGACAGCGAUCACGGCGAGGACGACGGCGACGACGACGACGACGAAGACGAAAAUGGGCGGAAGUUCGAAGCCGAAAAAAACGGAAAACAAUGGUACGAAGAAGCAGAAGGAGUCGAAGGUUCGGUUUUCAAUUUAACAAUUCCCACGCUCGCCUCGUAUUGCAGGAGAAGGUCAUGGGGCGUUUAAAAUUACCUUCCGGUGCUGGGCAGAAGAUCGGCACGACCGUUUACGAGUUUCGCAUCGCACGCCCGCACACGGACUUUCGCGGAACACAACAGUACGCGUCGCCGAACGCGCACGCACAACUCGAAUUGGCAAGUACUCUUAUCGAUUGAUUGCUCUGGUGAAUCGUUUGAAAUAUGCUAUCGACGCUUUUCAAAGUCAAUGCGCUCUGUUGAGAAACUUCUGUUUGGAGCAGCGAAACGAGUUUCAGUUGUUUUUCAUUUAAAUUCUGGAACAAUGUUCUUGAGAUUACAAUUUGACAUCUAAUUAGAGAGGCUAUUUGUUUUGCAGGGCCGUCACGACGACAUUUGGUCGCUGAUGUACAUGAUUGCGGAGAUGUUUGUCGAGUUGCCGUGGGCGUUCAACGAUUCAAUGUCCGUCGAGGACUUCAAGAAACAGUACGACCUGCCGCGCAUUUUUUGUGAUGGUGAGAGAUUUUUGAAAAAGCGUUGAGAUACGAUGUUUCUUUUUAUUUAGCAGAGAAAAACGCGGGAAUGCGCGGACAGCUGGAGAAGAUUGAUUCGAUGCUGAAAUCGAAGAACUACUACGAGCAUCCGGACUACGAAUGCGUGCAGCAAUUCCUAAAGGACGUGAUGACGCGGGCGCGCGUCGGCUGGGAGGAUCCGUACGACUGGGAGACCAACUCCAAAUCGGCCGAAGUCGUCGGCGUCGUCAAGAAGGCGCCGUCCACCGUCAAAAUUACCGGAAACGAGUGGGAGACGCCCGGAGAAUUUUUCAAGGUGAAAAAUCAAAAAUGAUGACUUUUCGGGAGUGAAAAUUUUGCAGACUGACAUGUGGGCGCGUCUCAAAAUGCCGAGUUACUCGAUGGAGAUGGCCGAAAAGAAAAGACUGGCGGCGAGCAGAGCGGAUCGCGGAAAGCAGCAGCUCAGCCACGAACAGAUUUCCGCCAAUGUAGGUCACUCGACACUUUUCCCGACAUUUUUCCGUGUUUUCAGCAAGACGAAGAGUUGAAAAUGGUGAAAACGCCGACGGGGAAAUCGCUGAAAAAGAUGACGAGCGUCGGCAAUUUGAGCAGCAACGAGUUCGCACCAUCGAAGAGAAAGUGA